CUACACGCCAGGUAUCAGCUCCAGCGGAUUCAGCUGCACGCCGGCAAAGUCAAGCAUACCUGAAUCCCACAUAUCAUAUCAUGCCACACACCACACCAUAGGCACACAUCACGAGCAAAAUCCAUGAACACACAUGCAUCUGUUCAUUCGUUUGUUCGACUGUGCUGACCCCAUCCGACGAUUCCGCCGUCCGCUAUUGCACCCAAGUGAACAGUCAGCUCCUGAACCGACCGAGCGCCCGACCUGCGCAAUCAAUCGCACACACCAUCAAUCACAAAGACUCACAAGCACAUGACACUCACUCGGCAUUGCAUACCAGGAGAAGUCGAGGUAGCCGGGGAAUGCGGCAAUGAAGCUGUCGAACAUGCCCGUCCUCACCACACUCAUCACCAGCACCCCCACAAUCAAAAAGUGCAGUAAGGGCUCUAUGAUCAGCUGCAGAAGCGUCUCGAGCGUGCUGCAAUUACAUAAUGCGGGAGGGAGACACUUCGAUCCAAUCCAUGAGGCUGUGAAUGCUGUGAAUGGGUGGCUGUCGUGUUGUGUUGCGUGUCGAUCCGUAGUUCCUACCAGGUGACGAGGAAGUCUCGGUAGACGACUCUCUCGUCAUCAUCGCCUUCGCCGCGGUCGGCCAGCCAGUCGGAGAAGACAAACCUGCACGAGACAUGUGGGUGCAUUCAUGGCGUGUGGGAGUGUGUGUCUCUUGAGGGACCGCCCAGCCAGCCAGCCGGGCUUGGCUUACAUGAGUAGGAAGUACACGCAGAAGGAGCACCACAGGGCCGCCAGCACAUAUCCACACCGAUCUCGCAACCGCCAUAUCGACAGCCAUCGCAGCUUCUGCAUCAGCAGAGAGUGCAUCGAAACAGUCGGUCGACAGUGCAUCAAAACAGUCGGUCGACACACAAAAAGUCUUUCGCCAGUUUGUCUGUCUCUGUGUCUCCUCCUCUCUCCGUCUGUCCGUCACCUGCUGCAUGGGGAACAGCCCGCUGUGUUUGCCCAGCACGGCGGUGUCAAGCGAGCCUUUGGCUUUGGACGUGAAGUUGGCCGAUUGAUGCCGUCGAUCGCCACCCGUCCCUCCCAGCCCUGUUCCUGGUCGGAUGGCUCCGGCGUGAGCGGGGUAGAUGCACGGGGUGCCCUUGCGGAACAGGAAGUAGAGAGUAAGCGGAAUCGGCUUGAUACCAGAAUCACACACACACCAUGUCAU
This is a messenger RNA of Vitrella brassicaformis, 1201 nucleotides long. The record is from the annotation of a GenBank genome assembly. NCBI's taxonomy places the organism in Eukaryota, Vitrellaceae.